This is a messenger RNA of Paralichthys olivaceus (Japanese flounder), 971 nucleotides long. The record is from RefSeq and is a predicted model, not a curated record. NCBI's taxonomy places the organism in Eukaryota, Metazoa, Chordata, Actinopteri, Pleuronectiformes, Paralichthyidae.
CUGGAUCUGGAAUAAACUGUGAGGACGAGAGGUGUCAGUAAAGCGGUGAGAGAACCAGCAGCCAGUUGGACGUCAGGGAGUCUCCUGAGGCCACAUGUUGCAGCGUUAACCGACCACACCACUUGUUAAAAAGAAGUCAUAGAGCUGCAGCGGUUGUUGACGUUGGCACGAAGCUCAGACCAAACCAAGCUCUCACAGAACGUCUCAAGUCCGAUUUGGCUGAAGUUUGCUGAGAAGAGCAGCAGCAGCAGCAGCAGCGUCAGCCUGUGUCUCUGAAUCGGAACCACAGAAGAACCACAGCACACAACUGAAGUUGAGCUUGAGGUGAAGCUGAAGGUAACUGUGCAUCACUGCAGCAGCAGCAGAACAUGAGGAAGCUGCAGCACAGAAAACCAGAAUGAGGAGAACAAACAGAACGAUCUUGAUUUCAGAGUGACCAUGAGGAACGCCCCCCCCUCCUGAAGUCAGCACAGGCCGCCAUGGACGAGUCGGACGUAGACAGGAAAGAGACACCGAUGCUCCAGCCUGGAUGUUCUCAGGCGGACACCGCGCUCCUGUUCCCCGCCUCUCUGGCCCCAGACCCGGUCACCCCGCUCACUCACCUGGGGCCGCUGCUGGCCGGACUAGACGCACCGAGGACCGGGGGCGGUUGGGACAGGAGGCCGGACCCCGGGUUUCAGUCAGUGGGAACAACGAGGGAACCGGGAAGAGAAGCCCACUCUGACCAGAGCGUCGUCAUCCUGCACGCCAAGGUGGCUCAGAAGUCCUACGGCAACGAGAAGAGGUUCUUCUGUCCUCCGCCCUGUGUUUACAUCCGUGGUCAUGGAUGGAAGGUCAUGCAGGAUCAUCUAAAGGCGGCUGGUUAUGGAGACUCUGUGUAUCGCAUGUGUGGUUACAUGUGUCUGGACAACUCCAGUCAGUCUCAGGCCGACACUUUCAAACUGGUCUUCGAUGAGCAGCCAGACUCCACG